Molecule: messenger RNA, 249 nt
Organism: Ordospora pajunii
Lineage: Eukaryota; Fungi; Microsporidia; Ordosporidae
Exons: 1
Coding region: 1-249 (82 amino acids)
Source: RefSeq, a predicted model, not a curated record
AUGAACGGAAUAAGGAGACUGAUAGUUGCAUCUGCAUUGAUCUUUGGAGUUAUGUGUGCGAAUGAUAACACAAAGGAUAAUAAUGGGUCACCAAACCCCUCGUUGACAGCGGAAGCUAAUGGCGACCAAAAACCUACUGAAAACGACUCCAAGACUGAUCCCACAAAGAACGCCAAUAAGAAGGGUGUUAACUCAUUGCAUACUGCAGUUGCAGGGAUUGUGGCAAUGUUGUUCAUCAUUGCAGCGUAA